Messenger RNA from Saprolegnia parasitica CBS 223.65, 1927 nucleotides. RefSeq lists its product as hypothetical. Bases 1 to 1902 code for a protein of 633 amino acids. The transcript has a single exon. Gene Ontology annotation, biological process: proteolysis. The record is from RefSeq and is a predicted model, not a curated record. Gene Ontology annotation, molecular function: metalloexopeptidase activity. NCBI's taxonomy places the organism in Eukaryota, Oomycota, Saprolegniomycetes, Saprolegniales, Saprolegniaceae.
AUGAGCCGCUUCGUCCCGUGCACCGCCAUCUUGCUCAGCGCGGCGCUUGCGCUCCUCUUCAACGUCAUCUGGCGUGCGCAGCUGCCGGCGCCACUGGACGUGCCACCCGCAGACGGGCGCUUCGCCGGCGCCGCCGCCUACAAGUCGCUCGCGACGAUCGCCCGCGCCAAGCACCCGAUCGCCACGGACGCCAAGAAUGACGUGUACAGCUAUCUCUACGACUCGCUCGAGGCCCUCCGCGCGGCGCAUCCGCGUCUUGUUCUCGACACGCCCCGGGCCACACGCCUCGCGGACGACCUGCCAUCGACGCACACCCCGGCCGUGCCCCGCGACGACGACGCGUGCGCCAACGCGUCGUGGUACUUCAACAAGACGCAGAUCAUUGCGCGUGUGCCUGGUACCUCCAACGACAGCAUCCUCCUCACCGCCCACUUUGAGUCGGUCGCGCCGUCCGACGCCGGCGUCGCCGUGCUGCUCCAGGUGCUCUCAACGCUGCUCGCGCGCAAUGCGACCAGUACGCACAGCCUCGUCGUCUUUUUCAACAACCAAGGCGAAGAGAACGGUCUCUGUGGCUCGAGAUGGUUUGUCGAGCAGCACCUCCUCUCGACGUACAAUGCCAAAGCCUUUCUCAACGUCCAAGGCGGCAAUGCUGGCGGCCGCGCGAUCCUCUUGCGGACCACCGACGAUGCGCUCGCAUUCUUGUACGCAUCGGUCGCACCGCAUCCGCACAUGAACAGCCUCGGCGGCGUCCUCCUCCAGGUCCUCGGCAGCCGUUCCGACUACGAGGUCUACCAGCCCGCGGGCAUUCCCGGCCUCGAUGUCGCGUUCUACGAGCAGUACGCCGACGCACGUGACGAUGCAGUCGAUUUCAUGUCGCCCUCCGAGCUUCAGUUUUGCGGCGACAACAUCCUCGCCGUCACAAGCGCGCUGCUGGCGCUGCCCACUUUGCAGUUUGACGCGACCGGGUCGGCCGUGUACUUUGACGUGCUCGGGUCGUUUGGCAUUUCGCUCACGCCGUGGGUGCGCGUUGCGCUCACGCUUGUCGCGAUGAGUCUUGCGGCGCUCGUCUUGGGGGUGAGCUACCACUCCUUUCCGCUCUACGACACGAUGAUUGUCGUGACACCCAAGGCGUUUGCCCUCUCGGUGCUCGGCGAGUGGACGUACAUCGUGCGGUCGUUUGCCCAAGCGCUGGUCGGCGGCCUCUUCUUCAAUCUGCCGGUCGCCGUGCUUCUGCAUACGACGCAGCAUGCGCACUUUGCCUCGCUCGCGCUGCCAGCCGGGUUCCUCGGGAACGUUCUUGGUGCGACCGCCGCCGCGCACAAGUGGCGCCAUGGCCAGCCGCACCCGAACGUCAACGCGUACAUUCACUUUGCCGCGUCCGUCGCGUCGUGCAGCGCCGGCUUUGCCCUCCUCGCGCUUCUGCCAAGUCCGAUUUGGAUCUUGUUUGCGAUCGCAUCGAUCGUUUACUCGAGCGUUCUGCUGGUCUUUAUGGCCGCGAUCAUGUACGUCCGGUACCAGCACGAGACGUACGGCCCGGACGACGAGGCCACGUACAUUCCGACGCGCACGGCCAUGAUGUACUACUCGUCGAUCCGGUUCGAGAACGUGCUCUCGCCGCGCGCGCCGCAGCUGCGCGUCUACCUUGGCCUCGCGGCGGCCGUCGCCGUGUACAUGUUUCUGGCGUUUGAGCUCUCGGUCGAUAUUGCGCUCGAUGUCGCGUCGGUCGGGGCCAAACAUGCGCUCGUGCUUUGGAUGGUGCCGCUGCUCUUGACACCGACCUUGUAUGUCCUCGUGUCGCUCUGCGCCUACUGGGAACCCAACGCACCGAGCUACCGCUUCUACUACCUCGUGUACGUUCUGCUCUGGAUCGUCAUGUCCAUGUGGUGGCUCGUGACGGGCUAACAUCGAAUGAAGACUUUAGACAUAC